CGUCUGAGUCCUUGAAGUAAGCUCAUUUUCUCCUCUGACGAAGCUUACGAUUCUACUCGAAUAUAGUAAAGCAAGUAUUUUAUAAUAAUGAAGAAUAGAACACUCCCUUCAGCACAUUACUCUCAAGUCUGUGUCAACGUCUCCGUCCUCAUUCCAGGUCAUCUAUAUCUUCCACACAAAGAGGUUUUUCAAGACGCUCUGGAGAAUGGCGCCGAGACCGGUUCCACUGUCCCAACAUUCUCUUUUCUCUUAGAACAUCCAACUAGAGGUAAAUACUUGUUUGACCUUGGUUUGCGAAAGCAUGCCAAAGGUUACCCUCCGGCUUUGGACGGCAUCUUGGUUGAAUUUAAACCUAACUGUGACAAAGAUGCCUCUGAGAUCUUGAUAGAAAACAACGUCGACCCAAACGAGAUUCAAGGUAUAAUAUUCAGCCACCUUCACUUUGAUCACACGGGAGAUAUCCAGCUCUUUCCCUCGGCAGAAAUUAUUCUCGGGGGUGAAGGUGAAAGCCUUUUUGACGCGCCAACCUCGUGAGUUCCUGCCCAAUUGAGAGUUGGGGACUCAACAGCAUCGUGAUCAGAGCUCUUGAAACCCAACUCACUGUGCCUGUAGACUCAGAGGUAGAGAGGAAAGGCAACAGCUAGAUGGCUGGGCCUGGAUGAGAUACCAGAGACACCACUAUUCUGAGGAAGAUCUUCCAGCAGG
This is a messenger RNA of Lentinula edodes (shiitake mushroom), 705 nucleotides long. RefSeq lists its product as uncharacterized. The transcript has 3 exons. Bases 88 to 534 code for a protein of 148 amino acids. The record is from RefSeq and is a predicted model, not a curated record. NCBI's taxonomy places the organism in Eukaryota, Fungi, Basidiomycota, Agaricomycetes, Agaricales, Omphalotaceae.